This is a messenger RNA of Symbiodinium pilosum, 669 nucleotides long. The record is from the annotation of a GenBank genome assembly. Lineage: Eukaryota; Dinophyceae; Suessiales; Symbiodiniaceae.
GUGGCUUUGAAGCUCCUGAAGGAGGGUAACGGCCGCUUCGUUGGGGGCACCGCCGUAGCAAACAGGAUCAGCCCAGAAGUCCGGAAGAGCAUGGACUCCAGUCAGCCGCCCCACACCGCCAUUAUCGGCUGUGCCGACUCGAAAGUUCCUUUGGAGACCAUCUUCGACGCUUUGCCAGGGGACCUCUUUGUGCUCCGCAACUCAGGGAACACCUGCACCCAUGCUCAGGGGAGUGUGGUCAGCAGCUUGGAAUUUUGUAUCGACAAGCUGCAGACCCGCUUGAUCCUGGUGCUGGGUCACACGCAGUGCGACGCCAUCGCCCGGGCCGCCGAGGCCCACCGAAGCCCUGGCAGCGCCCCAGCAGGGAAGUCCGAGCGCGGCAAGGCGGCCUCGGAGGCUUUGGUAGAAGGGAUUGCGACCAGCGUAUCAGCUGCAAUCUCAGAGCUUGGGCCGACCGCCUCCACUGAAGACAUAGUUGGCCGUGCUACAACGUGGAAUGUGUUCCACACGAUUCAGUGCCUGCUCCAGUACAGCGCGCCAGUUCGCGAGAAGGCUCGGGUCUGCUCAAUGGUAGAUUAUUCUUGUUAUUGUUGUCACGGUACUAGUGCUAAUUUUAUUCAUAGUAUUAUCGUUAAUGAAAUUCUGGGAUUGAUGAAUGUGUUAAUGUAA